AUGAGCUGCCGUCGUCCAUUCGGUCUUCUCAAUCCGGGCUCCGAUCAGGAUAGCGAAAGAAUCACUACCAUUAUUGCUAGGGAGGAGACACUUCAACUUGAAGAAGCUCACGAUAUUGCUAUGGAGCAGGAGGCUGAUGAAGAAGUUGCCGACGAGGGUGAAGAUACAGAUGUUGAGGACGAUGAAGAACAAGAAGAGGACUAA
Molecule: messenger RNA, 204 nt
Organism: Caenorhabditis elegans
Lineage: Eukaryota; Metazoa; Nematoda; Chromadorea; Rhabditida; Rhabditidae
Gene: F14F8.14
Exons: 2
Coding region: 1-204 (67 amino acids)
Source: RefSeq, marked reviewed